Messenger RNA from Anopheles moucheti, 1728 nucleotides. Its product is annotated as insulin-like growth factor-binding protein complex acid labile subunit. Lineage: Eukaryota; Metazoa; Arthropoda; Insecta; Diptera; Culicidae. Gene Ontology annotation, molecular function: protein binding. The coding region runs from base 1 to 1728 and encodes 575 amino acids. The record is from RefSeq and is a predicted model, not a curated record. The transcript has 2 exons.
AUGGUUUUGCACAGUACAUUUGUGAUCUUUCUGGCGAUCGUCGUACUCGCAUGCGUAACAGAGGCUCUCAUUUAUCAGUGUGAUCAUUACGGCAAAGAUGGCCAAUAUAGCUCUCGCCACUGUACCCUACACAGUUUGCAAAUUGUGCACGAUGCGGAAGAUGUGGACUUCACGUCUGAGUAUCCCCGUCCCUAUUAUUUUGAUUUCCAGGAGUCGAAAAUGGAUGAAAUUCCGCGCGCACUGUUCACAGCGUUUCCCGAGAUGCAAACCAUCGACUUUGAGAACACGGGCAUCGAGACAAUCAACAAGUUUACGUUCGAGAAGGCAAAACAGUUGCGUAAUCUAUAUCUAUCUCGCAACCGGCUGAUGGUGCUAAACAACCUCAUCUUCAAGGGUUGUGAUCUGUUGGAGUGGAUCGAUCUUUCCCACAACCGUAUUAAGGAGAUAAAGGAGAAAGCGUUCUACGACAUACCGACGCUAACACGGCUGGAUUUGACUAACAACCGGUUAGAGACACUACCAGAGACAGUAUUUGCCGAUUUACCGAGCCUAGCUGAUCUGAAGCUGAGCGGAAACCUGCUAACCACGCUUGGUGCGCGAAUAUUCGACCACAGUCGUCUAAUAUCUUUGGGGUUGAACGACAACCGACUGCAAGCAAUCCAUCUGAACGACACAUUUAAAUCGUGGCAGGUAGUGCGGCUGCGAGGAAACUUCCUAAAAAGCGUAGUGCUGCCUUCCACCCCUAUGCUGAUCGAUCUAGCGCAGAACAACCUAACAACGAUUGAGAUCCCCGGCGAAUAUAAUGCGAUACACACGCUCGAUCUGUCCCACAACCUGUUAACCGAUGUUGGUAACAUUUCCAAACUGACGAAUCUGUAUAAGUUGGAUUUGUCGUUUAACGCACUGCAAGCCUUACCGCUGACCAUCUUCUUGAAGAUGCAGUAUCUUGGAAUGCUUAAUCUGGAGGCAACCAAUCUGACGGCACUGGAACACGGCAUCUUCUCGCAGCAGUCCAAUCUGACCGUGCUGGAUGUAUCGUUCAAUCGAUUCAAGACACUCGACCUGACCGUGCUGACGGCCGCUACGAAACUCGAAAAAUUGCAAAUCGAUGGUAACAAUCUGUCCAGCAUACAGUACCAUCGCCUGCCAGCCAUGUUUCCUUCGCUCAACUAUCUCGGAUUGUUCGCAAACGCUUGGAACUGUUCCUAUCUGGUAGAUAUGGUGCAGUUUUGUCGACAACAUGCGAUCCUGGUUAACCCGUUGAAAGCUUACGCCACCACGCUGGACACGUCCAAUGUACAGGGUAUCUACUGUAAGAGUUCCCAGGAAUCAAUUCUUCCCGCGGUAGCUCCAAUAGAUCACCCAAUGGGCACGGAAUCACCAGCAGAGUUAACGAUCGACCAUCUGCUACAAAUGAUUAAUGAAAUGAACCGUACAACGGAACAAUUGAUGCAGCAGAUGGUACAAACGAUUCGUCAACGUCCUGGUGAUAGUGGAGUUGUUGGUGGAGCGAGCCCAGCGAUAGUGACCGCAUCCUGCACCGAACUUCACGCGUACAACUAUCAGGUGUUUAUUCUGCUCAUUCUCUCCAUAAUACUGAUCAUCAACGUAGGUUUUCUGCUGUGGGUGCAGCACAAUGCGAACGUGCGACGGGCCGUCGAUCGUAUGAUCAUCUUCCGCCGCGAACAAGGCGCCUCCAUUCAAACUGAACUACAUGAGGAAAUUUGA